AUGAGGAAACAUGUGAGGCGAACGCGACACCUGCUCAAUCGAGCCCGCAGUUGCUUCGAUAGUGGUCAAAUGGUGGAAUGUUUUCGUGGUGAAGUGCUUCGAGUUCUUGAUCGCGCUAUCGAUUCUAACGUGACGUUUCGCGUAACUCCAUUCGUAACCGUGCGCCGAAAUCCUGAUUGGUCCAGCAGUGAGCCACGCAACCCAACAGACGUUGCCCGGCUUUCCGGUUGGUCGGGAUUGUUCCGGAAGUUGCGCGAGCUUCUGCUCUCUCGGCUGUUUCAGCUCAGCUUGGUGGAUGUGGAUGGACGGGCACUGCUCGACUCCACGGCAGAAGGCCGGGGUAAAAAGCACAAGCAAAAGGGUGGUAUGUUCUCGAUGGCACUGAUGGCACUGAUGGCGAUGAUAGCGCAAGUCAUUCUUGGCAAGGUGGCCGUCCUGGCGGCGGUCGCACUGAUCAUGGCAAAGAUCGCACUCGUCUUCUCCACCUUGAAUGGGCUGAAGAAAUCGAACGGAACGGGCGGAGGGCACGGAACCGAAGUCGUCUACGACCACUCGAAUCAUGGGGGCGGAGGUGGAGGUGGCUGGCAGCGGAGCAUCGAACCGCGGAAACCCUACCAGCGUUACCAUUACUACGAGGAGGACGAUCUACCAUACUGGAAGCGACGCCCCGAGCAUCACGAUUAUCAGGACGCCUACGAUGGCGCCUAA
Anopheles marshallii is the source of this 708-nucleotide messenger RNA. RefSeq lists its product as uncharacterized. The transcript has 3 exons. NCBI's taxonomy places the organism in Eukaryota, Metazoa, Arthropoda, Insecta, Diptera, Culicidae. The coding region runs from base 1 to 708 and encodes 235 amino acids. The record is from RefSeq and is a predicted model, not a curated record.